Macadamia integrifolia is the source of this 1262-nucleotide messenger RNA. RefSeq lists its product as uncharacterized. The record is from RefSeq and is a predicted model, not a curated record. Lineage: Eukaryota; Viridiplantae; Streptophyta; Magnoliopsida; Proteales; Proteaceae. The transcript has 4 exons. The coding region runs from base 196 to 1062 and encodes 288 amino acids.
CACUUGGAGAACAUCUAGAGAAGAGAAUAAGAGAGAAGCAGAGCUGAAACGAAGAGCAGAGUUGUCACCAUCUUCGAUCUGCCAUCCGUCCGCGAGGUUGAGGGUUUUGGACUCCUCUGUGCACGAAGACGCACAAGAUCUACGAGGUUUCUUCUAUCACUUCAGUAGGGUUUGAACUUUGCUCAAAGUGAGAAAAUGUCAACUUUAAAACAAGCAGUUAAUGAGACUGCAAAAUGGAGCCAAGCAAAUGUAGACACCCUUAUUGUUCUGAUGGUAGAGGAAGUUAAGAAAGGAAAUAGGACUACUUCGACUUUUAAUAAAGCUGGUUGGAACAACAUUGCCAAUAACUUCAAAGAAAAAACUGGGGUCAACUAUGCCAUUGUACAGUUGAAGAACAAAGUGAACAAACUGAGGCAGGAUUAUAGUCAGUUUAAGAAGCUAUUGGAGACAACUGGUUUUGGUUGGGAUACUGCUUCAAGAACUUGUACUGUUGAUGAUGAAUCCAUCUGGGAAUCGCAUAUUAAGAAGCACAGACUACCACAAUGGCCAGAACUAUGUAUGGUAUUUGGUGAUACAUAUGCAGACAGAGAAGGAAGUGGGACUCAAACAACCGUGUUGGAAACUAUGGGGGCCGAUGAUGCUAGGAAUAUGAUUGAGUCUUGUGAUGAGUCAAGUUCCGCUGAUGAAGUUACUCCAUUAGGUGACACUCAAACUGAAGCAGUGGAAAAAAGGCCAGCUACUAAGCAUAGGCAUGAUAGGACUCCAAAUGUGAAAAGGAGGAGGAACAAGUCUAAUGAUUGGUCAAUGGCAUGCAAGGCAAUUCAAGAUAUGAGUAAAUCAAGGGUAGAACGAGAUGCGAGCAUGUCCACUGCUUCAACCCAAAAUGCAGAACAGAUGUACGGGAUUACUAAGGCCAUGGAGGUGCUUGAGUCAGGAUAUGAGUUAGAUGAAACACUAUACAAGAAAGCACUUUUGAAGUUAAUGGCUAACACGCAAUGGAGAGAAGUAUUAAUUUCCUGCCCUCCUCAUCGGAAGUCAAUACUUCUUCGUACCCUUCAGUAGUUUGUUUCUUGAAAAGUUCUUUUAAUUAGAUAGAUUGAUAACUCUACUUGGAUUGUGCAUUGACACUACUUUUAACUUUGAUGGUUUGCUAUGUUUUCCUUCACUUUUUAAGAUGUUAUGGAUGACUGUGUCUUGACUUUUUUUUAUAACUGUAAUAUUUGAUGUCCUGAAUAUUUGUUCAUUGUACCUUGACACUACUU